Anopheles stephensi (Asian malaria mosquito) is the source of this 6513-nucleotide messenger RNA. RefSeq names its product protein Smaug (gene smg). Gene Ontology annotation, molecular function: protein binding; translation repressor activity; mRNA binding. The record is from RefSeq and is a predicted model, not a curated record. NCBI's taxonomy places the organism in Eukaryota, Metazoa, Arthropoda, Insecta, Diptera, Culicidae. The transcript is spliced from 5 exons. The coding region runs from base 516 to 4223 and encodes 1235 amino acids. Gene Ontology annotation, biological process: regulation of mRNA stability; regulation of DNA-templated transcription; nuclear-transcribed mRNA poly(A) tail shortening. Gene Ontology annotation, cellular component: P-body.
UAACUUCACCGUCAAUAGUUCAUAACUUUAAUUGUACACCCCAUUUUUUAUCAGCUGUGAUUGUUGUGGAGUCCAACUUCCAUCCACGCGGUAGUUUUAACCACUUCCCGCAUUUUCCGGCAGUGGAAACGCCGUCGGGUGUCGGUGCGUCUCUAGUUGUUGUAUGUGUGUAAAGCGUGUGUCCCCCCGCCGUGUGUGUAUGUGCUGUGCGCGUGUGAUGUGAAAAUUAGGCUUGCCCCCGCGUAGAAAGUCAACCACCCAGAAACCAAAUGCUUCUAGUACACUUUUGCUAAGUAAGGACGUAACUGGCUCCCGGAGCAGUUGAACCAAGAAGGAGAAGAAGCACACGAUCUCAUCGGAAGCUAUCUGUGACACCACGGUACGAGCAAAACCGGCGGGACAGAGAAGAUAAUCGGCGAGGUAGGCAACGCCACUCUCUCUCUCUCUCUCUCUCUCUCGACCAAGCUCCCGAUCGAUCCCGCGGCAUUAGAAGCAGCAGCAGCAGCAGCACUGAAAUGAAAUAUCCCGGCGGCAAUCCAUCGACAAUGUUUUGCGAACAGGUUGGCACGGUGACGUCGCUGUUCGAGCAGUGGAACGAUUGCGAACGGACGGUGGUGCUGUACGCGCUGCUGAAGCGUGUACCGUUCGCCAACCUAAAGUUCCUGCAGGUGUCCAUCGAUUACAAUCUCGCGCAAAACUACAGCACACAGGCGAAGCUGCAGCAGCUCGAAACGAAGGCAAACAGUACGAUCCUGCUGGGGAAGCUGGUACAGCGGUACUAUCAGCUGAGCGGACACAGCAGUGCCGCGGCGUCGCUCCUAAUCGGUGCCACUCAGCUGAACAACAACAUUAACAACAACAACAGCAACAGCGUGAACAAUAAUCUCAAAUCGUCCACCGACGGGGCGUCGCUGUAUGAGCUGCUAAAGAAAUCCUCCAGCCCGACCAUUGCGGACGGUGGUGGCUGUGUCGCUCCGGCGACGAUCCUGAAAGAAUCUCCGGCACUGAAUGCGACGACGGCGGCAAUAUCGCCGGGACACAACGCCCAUCUGACAGCGAAGGGAGGAGGCAAUGGUGGUCACGAACAGCAGCAGCAGCAGCAGCAGCGAGAACCGGAAACGAAGGAGGAUAUCCUGAAGGAUAUCCUCAUGUACCUGCCACUGUUGGCGCCGGGCAAUGAUGAGGCAAAGAGUUUGUAUAUGUCGCUGAUACCGGCAGCGGUGGACGAUGCGUGCCGGCAGCUCGUACCGACCGAGAUCGUGCAGCAGACGCUGUCCUAUCUGCUGAUUCAUCCCGCCAUAACGAACGACGAUCGACGCGUUCUUAGCCACUGGUUGCGACAUUUGGAGGAUUACAUCUCGACGUCGUACCUGCCGCCGGCUACCACCGCCACCACUAACACCGCGACGUCCGUCGUGAAGAAUCGCAACUUUUUCAACAUGCAGCAGGUGGCCGGUGUGGCCAACGGUGGUACCAGCAGCAACAGCAGCAUCAACAGCAGCAGCAACGGCACAGUGCCCGGCGGUGCCGCCGCCAACCCACACGUCCAGUAUCUGUCAACCUCGACAAACUCUUCCGGCGGCGGAUUGGGUGCUCCCAGCUCAUGGACAACCGGAGGCACGGCUCCGGGCUCACAGAUCGUACCGGCGGCGGUGCAUCAUCUGCACCAUCCACCGUCCGCCCCGUCCGUGCUGUCAAAAUCGCAACAAAGCCUAAAUCACACGACAACGACCGGUCCGGUGACCGGCGGCAGCAGCAAUAGUAGCAAUAGUCAUAUCAACAAUAGCAGCAGCUCCAGCACAAGCUCGUCCAGCUCGACCACCAGCUCCAGCUCCUGUCUGGACAGUGCCGCAUCGCAGCUGCUGAAGACGGCGGCCCCUCCCCGCCUGCCUCAGCCAGCGCACCCGCCCUCAUCCGAGGCGGUGAACGAGUUUAGCAAGACGAUUGGACAAAGCUUGCUCACAUCUAGUCAAUCAAUGCUGUGCAGCACCGGUAGUAGUAAUGGUGCUGGAAGUUCCCUAGUGUCUCUGCCGCUACACAACCAGCAGCAGCAGCAGCAGCAGCAGCAACAAUCGCAGCAACGGCCUACAGUUGUCGAAAGCGACGCACAUCACGAUCUCAUGGCCGCGACGGAAUCGCUCCUGUACGAUUCCACCGACGACGAUCACAUUUCGUUCAGCAAGAACGGUACCGAGAUAUUCGACUACGAUUGUGAUUUCGAUAAUGAGGACGAGUUUAACUACUUGACGCGCAGUGCGGCCGCUAUCCGGGCAGCGGAAGCUGCGGCCGCCGCCCCUAACGUCGGUCCGCCGGUCGCCAGCGCGUCCACUCCGGCUGGUUCCGGAGUAGGACCGGCGCACGGCAAAAAGUUGGUCUCGUUCAACAGUAAUGUAAACGAUUUCUUGCGCGUUCCGCCGCUGCACACUAACUACGGGCAACAUAACCUGCUGUCACACGGAGCGAGUUCCAUUGGUGGUGGUGGUGCGCUGCUUGAUCUCGAUCUGGACGGUACGCUGAUGAAGACGCGUCGGUCAAACAGUCUGACGACCCCUUCGACCCUGUCGGCGCUCAGCAUUGGAGGAGAGCUGAGCGCGCAGCAGAAGCAAAACAACGAAUGCCUUUCGGCAGAAAAUCUUUCCAACCUGCAGCUGUUGCAGAACAAACCGCGCAGCUUCUCGCUAACGAUGGAAAGCCCACGCUCCUCGCUGGCAUCGAGCGGUUCCGAUACGCAGCUGGACGAUUACAAGCAGGGCGGCGGGUUAAUGAAGCUUUACGGUGGACACCCGAACAUUGGCAUGUCCAGCAUCGCACACUGGCUGAAGAGUUUGCGGCUGCACAAGUACGUCUGGCUGUUCUCGAACCUCACGUACGACAAGAUGCUUGGCAUUACGGAAGAGUACCUGCAGAAUCUCGGUGUGACGAAGGGUGCCCGGCACAAGCUGGCGAUCUGCAUCCAGAAGCUAAGGGAGCGGUACGGUACGCUGCUGCAGGUGGAGAAGGAUCUGAUCGCGGGCCAGAAGGCACAGCUCGGUACGGUGCUGGAAGAGCUGACCAACAUCGUGCUGACGCCGAUGAAGCCGAUCGGCAUGGAUCAGGCGGAGGAUAUUGCUGGCCAGUUUGUGAAGGUGUUGGAUCUGGUGGGUUCCAUCAUCGUAAUGCGACCGAUCUGCAACCAGCAGGACGAAGAGUACCUGAACAUAUUCCUGUGGAUUGUCGAGCGUGCCCUGCACAACGACGCGUUCAUCGCACACUCGGCCCAGCUGAAGGACCACAAGUACAAAGUGUCAAAGAUAAAGAUGCAGAUAGCGCCAAAGAGUGGACACUUUGCGAAGGCUACGAACGUUGCCGGGCCCGGUAUGAACAAGCCAAGAUGGACCGCCAACAGCAAACAUAAACCGGUGAAUGUCAACGAAUCGCAAGCGAAAACGCACCGUAAAAGUUCCGUACCGUACUUUGUACCACCGAGCCAUCUGAGUGCGGGCCAACCACAGCAGUCGUCCUCCGUGUGUCCGUCGCAGCAAACGGCACACUCCCUUCUACCGGGUGCAUCGUCACAGGUCAUGACGGCCCAUCAGUAUUUCCACCACGCUAAUAAUGGCACCGGCGGUACCGGCAGCACCGCCAGCUAUAACAAAAGCUCCUCAUAUCCAAGCUUCGCCUCUACCUUGCACAAUGGAAGCGGUGGAGGUGUGACCGGCAAUACUGGCGGUGGUGGUGGCGUCAUGAAACCGAUGGCGGGCAUCAACCCGUCCCUCCCACCUACCAGCCAGCAUCACCAGCCGCAGCAACAGCUUCCCCACAAGCAAUCGGCCCAGCAGCAGUCACCCUCGCUACAGCCACCGGCCAUGCAGCAUCCCAACUUUAUGUUUCAUCGCCACUCGCUGAGCAACAUUACGCAUCACCAUCACAACGCCAACCCGCUCGUACCACCACCGCCGACCAUAUUCCUGAACAACCUGUGCUCCGUGUCGGGCGAAAAUCGUGCCACCGGCGGGAAGAUCGUUGACAACGGUACGGGCAAAGGAGGCGGUGCGAUGAAACAGCUUACCGGCAGCGGUGCUGGGUUAAUGGGUGCGACCGGUGAGCAAUCACUGCUGACGGCGAAAGAUUGUGGUGGCCAAAGCGAUAGCAGCGGUGGCGGCAACCACAACAGCAGUAUCGUUGAUAUCAACUCGCGACUCGAAUUUCUCUGUCGGCAGAUGACGGAGCAGGCGAUAAACUAAUGAAGCUGCUAGGUUGAAGAGAUAGGCAGCACACACACACACGCAUGCACGGGUGGUCAAUGUGAUUGGUGAUAUGAGCAGGAGUAGAGCUGUUAGCCAUGUAGUAGCCGUAGCUGUAAGGGUUACCCAACCGAAAUCGAACGACGCGCUAGAGAAGCAUCGAAAAUGGGGGACGUGAAAAAGGGGGCUGCCAACCAAGCAUAUGGGAGUUGGACGUGUUUUUUGCCUUUUAUAAGAGGCGAUAGAUGUGUUUAUGUAUUUUUUAUGUGUGUGUGUGUCUGUCGCGUACUUCUUCUCCUUCUUCAAGAAGACGGUGUACAGAUGUGUUUUUUGUUUCCUCUGUGUAGCUGUUUAAAGCCUUCCCCAUUUCGUAAAAUGAUUAGGACAAGAAAAAUGCAUAGAACAUGUUUUCGCUCCAAACAACCACGUUAAGGCUCUUAUUAUAUACAACUAUAUAUAUAAAUGUAAACAGACACACACACACAAACGUGUAGACAGACAAGAAAACACUCGUAGGGCGAAGCUCUUAUUAAGUUUUGUUUAAGUGGAGUAGUUCACCCAGCAGUUUGAGCAGUUAUACAUAUACACACUAUCUAGGGUUAGGUAGAACCAGUUUUGAUGUUGAACGUGUUUUUGUGUUAAGCUUUCGUGUACAGCACAACCGAGCACAACCUCCUUAUCUUGACGAUACGGCACCCUCUCCUCCCCCCCUUUCGAGGAUACCGGAUACCAGUUACAAAACAAAAAAGGAAUAGCUUUUAAGGCGCUACGGAAACGCGAAAAACCGAGCGGCACCCUACCUAACACACACACACACCCACACACCGAGCCCCAAGUCACGCGGGUAUUCUGCAAAACAAAAAGUAUUUAUCUUGUUACGUUUAUUUUUUUAAAUGUUAGUCUUACCAACCCUUUUUUGUUUAGUUGUAUAAGCGUGGUUAACGGGUGUGCUGCUGUGCUGAACUGGAGCGGGACAAGCGCUAUUCCGCCCCACCAGGAGGAAGGGUGUGCAUUCAACGUAGAGGUGCGUACAAACUGUAAGCGCAAAUUGUGAUCAAAACGUUUAUUUACCAAUGGUGUGUGUGUGUUUAGUAGGUUUGUUUGUUUGUUUGUUACACACACACACGCGCGUGCGUGCGGACGCGUUCGCUACUUAGUACAUGCAUUUUAGAUGUAGCAAACAAUGGGACGGAAUCGUCCACAGAUGAACGGUUAUCUUAACUCCUUAAACAAUAAAAGCCAGCCGGUAUAUACCUAACGAAUCGUUUAAAGUUUGGGGAAGGGAAAAAAAGAAACGAAAGAGCACACACACACAACUACUUGUACUACUAGUACUACUAUUGCUAAUUACUGCAAACACUAGCUGAGAAGGGUGUGCGUCUCUUACAGACAGUUACCGUUUCCCGUACCCAGUUUCCCAUUUUGGCUCUAAAGGCGUAGAGUGUAAGCGAUCGUAUCGUACAUUCGUAUUGGUUUUGUUCUUUUUUUGUUAACUAAAGUUUCCUAUUUGCGAAGGUAUCACCACUAUUUAUAUGUAGAGAGCCAAUGCGUUUAAUGAAACAAUUUUACCAACAAAUUGAUUGAGCAUAGCUUAACACACACAGACACACGUUUGAUCUUUGUAGUAGUUCGUGUGAAUUCGUGGGUAUUUAUUACACUUGUACUGUUUCGGGUAAGAUGCGAAUCGGCUAUUAAAUUAGUCCUAAGCAAACAAGCAUCCAAGAUGUUUUGUUUUUUCUUCUCUGGUUACACAUGGUUUUCUUUCUUCUAGUUACUUCUUAACAAACAACCAUUCACUUUCACCACUAGGAAGUGGAAUACUGUAAGCUGUUGUUAGGUUUACGACAAAAAACAACAUACAAUUGUUGCCAAAUAUAGACCACAGAUUGGAGGAGAACGUAGGUUUGAAGCUUUAUACGCCGCGCAACAGUAGGAACGCUCAUCACUCAGAUUAAGCAUUGGGUUAAGGCAUGAUUUCAAAUAUGUUGCUUUAGGAAGUGGCAGGGCAUCACAUCGGAAUUCCGGCACGAUCCCUUAGCCUUCUUUCGAUAGGUAGGAGUGUUGUCCCUGUGUGGCGCACUCCAAAUUAGACUGCCAAAUUGGGUUUAAUUGUUGAAGAUUAGCUAAGCGUAGAGGCAACGACCGAAACACGUGCUUGACACGCUUAAGAAAAAACGAUCAGGGUUUCUAAACCGGCGGUUGUCAGGUGAAAGAGUGGAAAGACGAUUUGGCGCAAAAAUGGUUGUGAAGUGUAUGGGCAGCCCGUUAUCACUCGAUUCGAAAGGAAGAA